UAUAUCAUUAGCCCUUUCGAUUCAGUUUAUCGGGGGAGGAGGAGAAGUCUCCAGCGCCUUCGUCACCACCCUCACCGCCACUGAUUCCAGAUCUUCAUUUCCGAUUUAGUGGGGAACUUGUCAAAUAUGGGUUCUCAUGGUAAGAGUAGCAGAGAGAGAUACGCGAAGCAGAAGAAGCGGAGAGAUGAAUCCUCCGAGUCUUACUCUUCUGACUCGGACGGUUCAGAUGAUUUGUCCCCGCCCAGGAGUUCCAGGAGGAGAAAAGGCAGCAGUCGUCGACGCCAUUACUCAAGUGAUGAUGAUUCCUCUGAUAGCGAUGGUGGACGGAAGAGUCGGAAGAGAACUUCGUUUAAGAAGCCCUCCGAGGAAGAGAUCAAGGAGUAUAUGGCCAGAAAGGCCCAGAAGAAGGCAUUACGUGCAGCCAAAAAACUGAAGACUCAGUCGGUGUCUGGGUACUCCAAUGAUUCAAACCCGUUUGGGGAUUCUAAUCUCACUGAGACAUUUGUGUGGCGAAAGAAAAUUGAAAAAGAUGUUCAUCAUGGAGUGCCGUUGGAGGAAUUUUCCGUUAAAGCUGAGAAGAGAAGACGGGUGGAAAGGAUGACAGAGGUUGAAAAGGUUAAGAAGAGGAGAGAAGAGAGAGCAGUGGAGAAAGCUCGACACGAGGAAGAAAUGGCACUAUUGGCUAGAGAACGUGCACGAGCUGAGUUUCAAGAUUGGGAGAAGAAGGAGGAUGAGUUCCAUUUCGAUCAAAGCAAGGUGAGGUCAGAAAUCAGAUUGCGUGAAGGACGACUGAAGCCAAUUGACGUCCUCUGUAAGCACCUGGAUGGUUCCGAUGAUAUGGAUAUCGAGCUCAGUGAACCUUACAUGGUUUUCAAGGUAUUUACAAAGAUGAUGCUAGAUGGUAAAACCAUAUUGUGUUCAAGUAUGAUAGAGCUUUUUCACUUCGGUCCUUUAGUGAACAAUGAGAGUAUUGUUGUGACGCCUUUUACUAAAAUUAACGUACUCUUGAUAUGUAUAAUGCAGGGACUCACUGUUAAAGAUAUGGAAGAGCUUCGUGAUGAUAUCAAAAUGUAUCUGGAUUCAGAUCGGGCAACUCCAACACGCGUACAGUAUUGGGAGGCACUUAUUGUGGUAUGCGACUGGGAGUUGGCUGAAGCUCGUAAAAGGGAUGCUUUGGGUCGAGCUAGAGUUAGAGGGGAGGAACCUCCUGCAGAAUUGCUUGCUCAAGAGAGGGGACUACACGCUGGUGUUGAAGCUGACGUGAGGAAACUUCUUGAUGGGAAAACCCACUCGGAGCUUGUGGAACUGCAGUUGGACAUCGAGUCCCAGCUGCGUUCCGGGUCAGCAAAAGUAGUGGAGUAUUGGGAAGCGGUUCUUAAACGCCUCGAUAUAUACAAGGCAAAGGCUUGCUUGAAGGAAAUACACGCUGAGAUGCUGAGGAGACAUUUACAUCGCCUCGAGCAACGUUCAGAGAAUGAAGAAGUUGAUCAUCGCUUAUCACCCGUGGUGGAAGGAAACGAGGAAGAGAUAAACGAUAUGAGUCUUACAGAUGAAGAAGCAUUCUCCCCCGAGCCUAUUGCGGAGGAAGAAGAAGCUGAUAUGGCAGCAGAAGCGGCUGGUUCGUUUUCGCCAGAGCUUAUGCGUGGUGAUGAUCGUGAAGAAGCAAUCGAUCCUGAGGAAGACAAGAAGCUACUGGAACUGAAACGAAUGAUUGUGUUGGAGAAACAAAAGAAACGGAUCGAAGAAGCUAUGGUCUCAAAACCAGCACCUGUGGAAGAUAACUUGGAGUUUAAAGCAAUGAAAGCAAUGGGACCAAUGGAUGAAGGUGAUGCUGUAUUUGGCACUAGUGCUGAAGUGAACCUUGACUCCGAGGUAUACUGGUGGCAUGACAAGUACCGGCCAAGAAAACCGAAGUACUUCAACCGAGUUCACACAGGUUACGAGUGGAAUAAGUAUAACCAAACGCACUAUGAUCACGAUAACCCGCCUCCAAAAACCGUUCAAGGGUACAAGUUUAACAUCUUCUAUCCAGAUUUAGUAGAUAAGAUCAAGGCUCCCACGUACACUAUAGAAAAAGAUGGGACUAGCUCCGAAACUUGUAUGAUCCGGUUUCAUGCUGGUCCGCCUUAUGAAGACAUUGCGUUCCGGAUUGUGAACAAAGAAUGGGAGUAUUCUCACAAGAAAGGUUUUAAGUGCACAUUUGAGCGUGGGAUUUUGCACCUGUACUUCAACUUUAAACGACAUCGGUACAGGCGAUAAACUGAUCGGAGUUUGGCCGAAGAAUACGAUGUUCGCAGUUUAUUAAGCCUUGUCCGUUCAAAAUGGCAAUACAUACUCUUGAUCUUGGGAACCAGAUAUGAAUCAAGAAUAUGUACUAUGCUACACUAUUUUCAUUGAAAACUGAUUAUCAAACAUAACAGAAGAGAGAAAGAGUGGUCUCAAAAUGUUAGGUGUAAUGAUGAUUACUAACAAAAUGUGAUGUUGAUGAUUGGAACAAUUCUGGAGCCGGUGUGAAUCGGUGAGUCCAUUAGUUUAUGUAGAAAAGUGGGUGUA
This is a messenger RNA of Raphanus sativus (radish), 2553 nucleotides long. Its product is annotated as splicing factor Cactin. The record is from RefSeq and is a predicted model, not a curated record. Gene Ontology annotation, molecular function: protein binding. Gene Ontology annotation, biological process: mRNA cis splicing, via spliceosome. Bases 127 to 2259 code for a protein of 710 amino acids. The transcript is spliced from 12 exons. Gene Ontology annotation, cellular component: spliceosomal complex; cytoplasm. Lineage: Eukaryota; Viridiplantae; Streptophyta; Magnoliopsida; Brassicales; Brassicaceae.